AUGCCGGAGUCGGAAGCUCUCACCAAAGUUGUUCUGCGUGAUGUCACACCAGAAGUAUCUCAGCAUAUGUUGUCGGAUGUCUCAUACUUACCUGGUAUUCAACUUGGUGAUUUCCUUCUUCGGUUCGAGUUAGAGGAGCCUAAUGAAGCAGUUAGAGAAAUAGCCAGGCGGGAACUUCGUGAAACACCCGAAGUUGUAAACCCAGCAAUAGAAGAAUUGAGGAGGCUCUUGGAAGCGGACAAGGAACUUUACGUUCCGUACGAGAGAGAUGCGUGGUUGAUUAGAUUCCUUCGGCCUUGCAAAUACUAUCCAGAGAGUGCGUAUGAUUUGAUAAAACGGUACUACUCGUUCAAAGUGAAACAUUACAAACACUAUGAAGGAUUGACGCCGAGUAAAGAACAGAACGUAUUCAAUCAAAAUGUACUCAAGGUCCUCCCAACAAGAGACCAGCUGGGAAGAAGAGUACUUGUGCUAGAGCUUGGCAAAAAAUGGAACCAUAAUAAAUGCACUCUCGACGAAGUAUUUAAGGGCUGUGUCAUUUUUCUGGAGGCCGCCAUGUUGGAACCGGAAACUCAGAUCUGCGGAGCCGUGGUAAUCUUCGAUAUGGAUGGACUUUCUCUUCAGCAAGUCUGGCAGUUCACGCCGCAGUUUGCCAAGAGGAUCGUUGAUUGGCUACAGGAAUGCAUACCACUACGUAUCAAAGGGUUGUACAUAUUGAACCAACCGUUCAUCUUCAACAUGGUGUUUCAACUCUUUAAACCCUUACUGCAAGAUAAACUUCGUUCUCGUAUUGCAUUCUUUGGACAUGACAGGGAACUCCUUUACAAAUACAUCAACCAGAAGUGCUUGCCCGAUAAGUAUGGAGGAAAUCUAAACAUACCAGACGUCAGUGGGGCAGAGUGGUUGGAGUUGCUGAUGCAUUGUGAUAAGGAGUUUUUGGCAAUCAACUCAUAUGGAUACAAGAAAAACAUAUAA
Molecule: messenger RNA, 975 nt
Organism: Leptosia nina
Lineage: Eukaryota; Metazoa; Arthropoda; Insecta; Lepidoptera; Pieridae
Source: the annotation of a GenBank genome assembly